GGCCCCGGGAACCUUGGGCAGAGGCGGAGCCGCGGGAGCCCGAGCCCGGGCGCGCGGCUCUUGGAGCGCACCGUCCCGGCGGAGCACCGCCUCAGCUUGCCUUCCGUGCGGAGCGGGGAGAAGGGCCGGUGCUGAAGAGAGCGAGGGUCCCGAGCUCCAAUCCUUCCUCCAGAGCUGCUGGGCUGCCUGCUGCCCCUGCCGCCCCAGGGGACUCGGCUUCCCCCGCGCCACCUGCGUCCCGGUUGCGCCAUGGAUCCUUCGGAGAAGAAGAUAUCCGUGUGGAUCUGCCAGGAGGAGAAACUGGUGUCCGGCCUCUCCCGCCGCACCACUUGUUCGGACGUAGUGCGGGUGCUCUUGGAGGAUGGCUGCCGGCGGCGACGGCGGCAGCGGAGGAGCCGGCGGCGGGGGGCGGCAGGCGACCCGCCAGGCCCAGGGGAGCUGCCGGAACCCCUCGACGAGGACGACGAGGACGACGACGAUGAGGCGCUGCCCCAGGGCAUGCUGUGCGGGCCCCCGCAGUGCUAUUGCAUUGUGGAGAAGUGGCGGGGCUUUGAGCGCAUCUUGCCCAACAAGACGCGCAUCUUGCGCCUCUGGGCCGCCUGGGGCGAAGAGCAAGAGAACGUACGCUUCGUGCUGGUGCGCAGCGAGGCGUCGCUGCCCAACGCAGGUCCCCGCAGUGCCGAGGCGCGCGUCGUGCUGAGUCGCGAGCGCCCCUGCUCCGCGCGGGGGGCCCCAGCGCGGCCCAGCCUAGCCAUGACCCAGGAGAAGCAGCGACGAGUGGUGCGCAAGGCCUUCCGCAAGCUGGCCAAGCUCAACCGGCGGCGCCAGCAGCCGCCGUCGUCGCCCUGUUCGUCCACUUCGUCGUCCGCCGCCUCGUCCUGCUCGUCGUCGUCGCCGCGGGCCACCGAGAGCGCCUCGGUGGAGCGUAUGGAGACGCUAGUGCACCUGGUGCUCUCCCAGGACCACACCAUCCGUCAGCAGGUGCAGCGGCUUCGGGAGCUGGACCGCGAGAUCGACCGCUACGAGGCCAAGGUGCAUCUGGACCGCAUGCGGCGACAUGGAGUGAACUACGUGCAGGACACCUACUUGGUGGGUGCCGGGAUCGAACUCGACGGUUCCGGCCCGGGAGAGGAGCCGGAGCCGGAGCCCGAGCCGGCGGCAGCGACGACAACGACGCCGCCCCUGGACGGCGAGGCGAAGGCGGUCGCGCUGGAGGAGCUGGCCCGGCGCUGCGACGACCUGCUGCAGUUGCAGGAGCAGAGGGCCCAGCAGGAGGAGUUGCUCGAGCGCCUCUCGGCCGAAAUCCAGGAGGAGCUGAACCAGAGGUGGAUGCGGAGGCGCCAGGAGGAGCUCGCAGCGCGGGAGGAGCCCCCGGAGGCCGAGGGAGGCCUCGACGGUGAGCUGCUGCUGGAGCGCGAACGGGUCCGGACGCAGCUCAGCACCAGCCUCUACAUCGGGCUCCGGCUCAACACGGACCUGGAGGCCGUCAAGUCGGACUUGGAUUACAGCCAGCAGCAGUGGGACAGCAAGGAGCGCGAGCUCCAGGGCCUUCUCCAGACUUUGCACACGUUGGAGCUGACGGUAGCGCCCGAUGGGACUCCGGUGUCCAGUGGGCCCUCGCGGGACCCCGGGCCGCAGGCCUGCGCCGAGGUGUGGGUGGACCAGGCCCGCGGACUGGCCAAGAGCUGCCCUGGUAACGACGAGGACUCGGACACAGGGCUGAGCUCCAUGCACAGCCAGGAUUCGGACUCGGUGCCCGUGUGCGAAUCCCUUGUGUAGGAGGAGCAGGGUGGGAGGGGGAGACGGCCGCCGCUCCCUUCCUUGAAGAACUCCGGCGUGGCCGGCUCAGGGACUUGAAACCCGGUGGGGAGUGGGCCCGGAGCUUUUGCCGGCCAGCAGCCCUCUGACUGGGCAGGGGGAGGAUGGGGGACGCCGGAGUGAAAGUGGAGGGUAUUGCUGGACGAGGAAGCUGGGUCUCCAUUACAAGCUCUCUCAGGGGAAGGAAGGAGGAGGAGGUGAGAGCCCCCUUAUACUGGAAAACAAACGCCCCGGGAAAUUGACGUGGUCCGAGCCCAUUUUCAAAAAAAGGUAUUACGGCGAUUUCAUCAAUUUUUUUUGUAUGGGAAGGACUGAUGGCAGCUAGAACUUUAGUUUGUGGUAUAAAGUACUUUUUAAAGAAACACUUGGGUGAAAAGGAAAUUCCUUGAAUGUUAAUUGUGACUGUGAACGUGUUAAAACUAGCCAAAGAGGACGCACUGGUGUUGGCCUCAGCCUUACAUCUUUGAUAAAAACCCAUAGGCACCCACA
Messenger RNA from Cervus elaphus (red deer), 2307 nucleotides. It is a transcript of the gene RASSF10, whose product is annotated as Ras association domain family member 10. NCBI's taxonomy places the organism in Eukaryota, Metazoa, Chordata, Mammalia, Artiodactyla, Cervidae. The transcript has a single exon. The record is from RefSeq and is a predicted model, not a curated record. Bases 250 to 1779 code for a protein of 509 amino acids. Gene Ontology annotation, biological process: signal transduction.